AUGCGGUUCCGCUUUGGCGUGGUGGUGUCGUCCGCGGGGCCCGGGGCCCACCCGGAGCUGCUGGUCGUGGGGUCGCGAGCCGAGCUGGGCCACUGGGAGCCGAGCGGAGCCGUGCUCCUGAGGCCGGCAAGCGCUGGACCACCGGCCCCGCACGAGCCGAACCUGUGGCUCGGGGAGGUGGAGCUGGCGGCCGAGGAGGCGGUGCAGGCCGGGGCGGAGCCCUGCCGCGUGGACACGUUCUGGUACAAGUUCCUGAAGCGGGAGCCGGGUGGAGAGCUCUGCUGGGAAGGGAAUGGGCCGCACCAUGACCGUUGCUGUACUUAUAAUGAAAACAACUUGGUAGAUGGUGUUUAUUGUCUCCCAAUUGGACACUGGAUUGAGGCCACUGGGCACACCAAUGAGAUGAAGCACACAACGGACUUCUAUUUUAAUAUUGCAGGCCACCAAGCCAUGCAUUAUUCAAGAAUUCUGCCAGAUAUCUGGCUGGGUAGCUGUCCUCGCCAAGUGGAACAUGUAACCAUCAAACUGAAGCACGAACUGGGGAUUACAGCUGUAAUGAAUUUCCAGACUGAAUGGGAUAUUAUACAGAACUGCUCAGGCUGUAACCGCUACCCAGAACCCAUGAGUCCAGACACUAUGAUUAAGCUGUAUAGGGAAGAAGGCUUGGUCUACAUCUGGAUGCCGACACCAGAUAUGAGUACUGAAGGCCGAAUCCAGAUGCUGCCCCAGGCGGUCUGCCUCCUGCACGCGCUGCUGGAGAACGGGCACACCGUGUAUGUGCACUGCAACGCGGGCGUCGGCAGGUCCACGGCGGCCGUCUGUGGCUGGCUGCAGUACGUGCUGGGCUGGAGCCUGAGGAAGGUGCAGUACUUCCUCAUGUCGAAGAGGCCUGCUGUGUACAUCGAUGAAGAUGCAUUGAGAAAGGACACAUUUCUUCUACAAUUUUACAGAGUGAAAUUUAUAAGCCAGCAGUGAAUAAUGUGAAGUCUAGCUCCCUUGCUAAAAAUAACUGGAGAUAACCAAUGUAUUAAAAUAACCCAUUCACAGUCAUAAUGUGUUGUGUAAAGUUUAAUCUUAAAUACUGACUAUUUCUAAAUGAUGUUUGUGUCUAUUUCCUUAAUGUCUAAGAAAUUCAGUUUCAUACUUUUCACCAUAGGCAGAUCAUCUUGGGUGGGUUUUUUCCUUAUUGCUCUGAUGGACAAAAUCAGUUUAGGGCUAUUAAAGAAUGUUUUGGAAUAACCUUCUUGUCCUUAAUGAAUGGGAUGUGUAAUGUAUUUUGAAAGCACCUGGAAUUUUUGCUAAAUAAAAACAUUAAAAAUGACCUCCGUGUAUAGGGUUUUUGAAAAAAUGUUAUCAAUUUAGCCUGAAAUCCAGAAGAACAAACUGUGUUUCCUUAUUUGU
Molecule: messenger RNA, 1401 nt
Organism: Trichechus manatus latirostris (Florida manatee)
Lineage: Eukaryota; Metazoa; Chordata; Mammalia; Sirenia; Trichechidae
Gene: EPM2A
Product: EPM2A glucan phosphatase, laforin
Exons: 5
Coding region: 1-975 (324 amino acids)
Biological process (GO): protein dephosphorylation
Cellular component (GO): cytoplasm; nucleus
Molecular function (GO): protein tyrosine phosphatase activity; starch binding; carbohydrate phosphatase activity
Source: RefSeq, a predicted model, not a curated record